This is a messenger RNA of Eimeria acervulina, 552 nucleotides long. RefSeq lists its product as hypothetical. Bases 1 to 552 code for a protein of 183 amino acids. The record is from RefSeq and is a predicted model, not a curated record. The transcript is spliced from 2 exons. Gene Ontology annotation, molecular function: GTP binding. Lineage: Eukaryota; Apicomplexa; Conoidasida; Eucoccidiorida; Eimeriidae.
AUGGUGCGGCAAGUUAUUUCGAUACACACAGGUCAAGCUGGUGUUCGUAGCGGUGCAGCCUUCUGGGAGUUGUUAUUAGAUGAACAAGGAUUUACUAAUGAGGGUUUUCUUAGAAGCCCUGGCUUUGGGGGCCCCCUAGGGGCCCCCCUGGGGGCCCCCAUAGGGGACUUCAUAUGGGACUCACCCCUGCAACGCGCAUCUCUAGGGGGACCCUGGGGCCCCCUUGGAGGUAUGGGGGGCCCCCCGGGGGCCCCUGAAGCAGCAGAGAGGGUACAGAAUGCUGCAGAUUGCUUCUUUGCAGAGACAGAGGCUGGUAGAAGGGUCCCUCGCUGCGCUUUAUUAGACUUGGACUCGGAGGGGCAAGACACUCUUAAAAGAAGUUCUUUAGGGUGUCUCUUCUCCCCACAGUGUAUGGUUGCAGGCAAAGAAGAUGGAGGCUGUCUCUUCCCCAGGGGCCGCCGCCUGGGAUCGUCCGAUCCCGUUCGAUCCCAGGCGCAGGACGUACUACGACGACAGCUAGAGGCAUCAGAUACACCCGGAGGCAAAUCUUAA